AUGCCCAACUUCCGCCCCAGCAACAUCCUGGGCGACCCCUUUGCGCUGGCCACGCUUUCCAUCUCCAUUCUGGCCUGGCUCAUCGCCUUCGUUUCAUCCAUCAUCGCCGACAUCCACGGCGGCUACCCGAAUCUAGAUUGGUGGGCGAUUGCUUACAUGUUCUGUAUCAUUAUCGGUCUGAUCUUCACCUUCGGUACCGACACUGGCAAUCUCUACGGCGUCGCUAUUGUGGGAUACUUGGGCGCCGCCCUCGCCCUGACGUCCCUCAGCGCCAACAACACCAUCUACGGCUCCCAAGGCGCCGAACAGGCCGCUGGUGCUGGUUUCAUUCUGCUGUCCAUGGUCAUCAUCAUCUGGAUCUUCUACUUUGGCUCCACCCCCCAGGCUUCGCACCGUGGCUUCAUUGACUCUUUCGCCCUGAACAAGGAACAGCCUGGAUCGUACCGUGGCAGCCGCCCCAUGUCCAGCGCGUUCGGUGCUCGCCCAGAGACUAUGGCUACUAGCAACACCCCGCAGAUGUACACUUCCGCCCAGCUGAGCGGCUUCGAGACAUCUUCUCCCGUCUCCGGAUACCCCGGUGGAGCCCCCGGCGCCGAUCGCGCUUCUACUCAGCCUAGUCGCUUCGGUGGCAGCAGCCCUGCUCCUGCGAACCCCUCCGCCGCUGCGCCUGCAGUGAACCCGGAUGGCAGCGAGGUCCCCCAACCAACCGAGUACCCGUACCGUGCGAAGGCCAUCUACUCGUACGAUGCGAACCCCGAAGAUGCCAACGAGAUCAGCUUCACCAAGCACGAGAUUCUCGAAGUAUCUGACGUCAGCGGUCGAUGGUGGCAGGCUCGAAAAUCGAGCGGAGAGACCGGCAUUGCGCCCUCGAACUAUCUGAUUCUCUUGUGA
This is a messenger RNA of Penicillium manginii, 891 nucleotides long. It is a transcript of the gene sho1, whose product is annotated as osmosensor SHO1. The record is from RefSeq and is a predicted model, not a curated record. Bases 1 to 891 code for a protein of 296 amino acids. NCBI's taxonomy places the organism in Eukaryota, Fungi, Ascomycota, Eurotiomycetes, Eurotiales, Aspergillaceae. Gene Ontology annotation, molecular function: protein binding. The transcript has a single exon.